This is a messenger RNA of Fusarium redolens, 1135 nucleotides long. RefSeq lists its product as uncharacterized. Lineage: Eukaryota; Fungi; Ascomycota; Sordariomycetes; Hypocreales; Nectriaceae. The record is from RefSeq and is a predicted model, not a curated record. The transcript has a single exon. Bases 303 to 1013 code for a protein of 236 amino acids.
CCGAUCUCUAGGCCAACGAUGAGUGCGUUUUGGGCAGUUUGCGAACCCGUAUGAAUGUGUCAUCGAGUGAAAAAGGUUGAGGGAUAAUGGAAAGCAGUAACUGGGCACGUGUAACAUAGAUUUAUGGAUGUUAAGGUUAGGGCAUUGGCGUCAACAAAGCGUUUUGUUUAAGUUUCGUGAGUCACUGGAGAGGAAGUUGCGUGAAUUGUGAUCCUGCCUGGACUGAGUUCGAGUAUAUAAGGGACAUGAAGUCUUCUCCCGGAUUGAUUUAGUUUUGUCAUCACACAUAAUUAUCGAUCAAGAUGGACUAUCCCGCCCCCAGAAUCUACCCGCCCAUCGCGAUGGACACUCAACAGCCCGUUAUUUGCAUCAGAUAUCGCGCCGCCUGGCCUUCCCUUCCACGACUGCCCCUAGACGUUUCACGAGCGCAACUACCAUCCAGUAUCUACGAUCGACAAGGCGAGAUCUUCGACCGAGUUGAGAAAAUCCUCCAGAAGAACAAAAUCUCAGGGCCAGAGACUGAAAUCGAACUGGUCGUACGUCGAACGAACCCAACUGUCUUGAUCAAGUCACCAUGGAAGCAAGACAGCAAGACAAAGUGGGCGCAAACGGUCGAACAAAUCGUGGAUGCCAUGAAAAAACACUUCCAAAGCGCAAUCCACAGAGGUCUCCACGUUGAGAUGAUAGCACCGGAAAACUACGAGACGGUGUACAUCGGCGUUGUCGAGGAAGAUUUACCAUGGGACGACAUUCGUGCUGUUGCGAAGCGCCAUCUCGACUCCUCCAAUGCAACACGCGAUCAUUUAAGCACUCUCGCCCUCACCAGAAGGGGCUUCUCCAAGCCCGAAGACAACCCUAUCACCGUGUACAUUGGAUGCCUUGAAGAGUCUGACGAGACCAAGUGGGAUGGUAUCAUUGAUGGUAUUGAGUCCGAGUUUCGUGAGAGGGGGUGGAUGGAUAUUGUGGUUCAUAUUGAGCACAAUUGGCCAUUCACUGGGAAGACUGUUGAUUAGAAGAUAUGGCUUAGCAUCAGGGAUACGAAUACUGCGGGAGACGACACAGGAGCACGUUCAGUCAGAGGGUGGUUGAUGGUGGAAUCCCACUUGAGUUUCCGUCGAGAGAAGUCAACUUCGAG